UUAUACAAUAAGAAAUAGAACUCAAUAUAAUUCUUUUAACACCAAACGAUUAGAAGUAUUUUCACUAACUUUUUCCGUCAUUUGAUCUCAGUGAAUCAAAACUUUAGGGCGUAUGGUGUCAGAAGCAUGACGUUACCGCAAGUGUUAUUUUUGCUGCUGGGUGUUUUCGUUUACAGCAUACAAGCAACCAACAAUGAAGGUGUGUUUGAUGUUGCUGCAUUUAAUGUGCAAGUAUUUGGGGUGACAAAGAUGUCUAACGCAGAAGUGAGAAAAUAUCUCAGAGACAUUGUCCUACGGUAUGAUUUAAUCCUCAUUCAAGAAAUACGGGAUGCCAGUGGUGAUGCUAUUAAAGAACUCCUUGCUGAUGUUCAAGCCAUAGAUGCGCGUUAUGACAUGACUAUCAGUCCUAGACUUGGCAGGACGUCCAGCAAAGAGCAAUAUGCCUUUAUAUACCGAACGGAUUGGGUAAACGCACUGAAUAGUUUCUUAUACAGCGAUCCUGGUGAUGUGUAUGAGAGAGAACCAUAUGUAGUAAGGUUCAAGAGUUCGAAAGCUGAAAUUUCUGACUUUGCAAUUGCUGGUAUUCACACUUCACCAGAUGAUGCUGAAAUUGAAGUUAGUAACUUAUCAAAUGUCUACGAUGAAAUAGUGGUUAAGUUUGGUUUAAAAGAUGUGAUAAUCAUGGGAGAUUUUAAUGCUGGCUGUGACUACAUAAAGAAUUGGAAGAAUGUCAAACUUGCUACUGACAACAGAUUUUACUGGCUGAUCGAUAACACAGUUGAUACAACAACAAAACAAACAGAAUGCCCAUAUGAUAGAGUGGUCGUUGCUGGUGAUAAAUUGCUGGCAUCACUGUUACCAUUAAGUCCUGGUGCAUUUCGAUACGAUACGUAUUAUAAACUUUCAGAAGAACUGGCCGAAGAUAUUAGCGAUCAUUACCCAGUCCAGUUUCAGAUACGAUCUUUGGAGAAAAAGUUAAAUAUUUUAUCCGUCAAAGAAAUCUAUGUUGAUGACACAAGAGUAAACACGGAUCUGACAUCAUACAAAGUUUAUUCAAUGAAAGGAGAUGCUGAGGAUAUUAGUUCUUAUAAAGUUUCAUCAAGCUAUACAAAGUCAGGCGCAUAUCUAAAAAUUGUUGUCUCUAAAAAUGUUAAAGGUGUUGGAGCAGUGAUGCAAUGCCUCGAAAAUGAUUUCAAAAAGGAUUUCCCUACCUUUAUUACAACUACGCAGAUCUUGACAGCAGAGGGGAUGUUAAAUGAAAUGGAUAUACGUCACCGGCUACCGCAUGGUUUUGGUCGUUAUCAAACUCUGUAUGAUUUCUAUGCAAGUUAUGAACAUUCGUAUUCAGUUAAAUUGGCCUGCAGCUUGGAAAUAAGAACUGCCCCAAUUUGCUAUGUAAACAUUGUGCAGUACUUUAAAUAAUAAGACUUGUUGUAGUGACCUGAUGGUAAAAAUAACUUCCACUUUAUAUAAAUGUCUCAUGACAUACACAAUUGCACUGUUAAACAAAUUCUACUGCUGCACCUAUUUUCAUAAUAUUCAUGCUCUUAUUCGAUCCUAUAAGCAUAUAUUUAACAUUUAAAGUUAAUUUCGAGUUGCAAAGUAACUUUCUGAGAGAAGGAAAUAAACAGUGUGUAUUGCUUAGAUAAGUGGCAAUUUAUGCAGCUAUACAGGUCAAAACAACACUUUAAAUUUCAUUGCAUAAAAAACGCAAAGUUAGAAGAAUUUGACGUAACUUUGUUUCUGUUGUAAUUUUUAACGGCACCUCGAAUGAACCCAUGUUUCCUUUUAAGGAAGUCGUAAAUAACUGUUUUUGUUUCCAAUAAUAAUUUAAAACAACUUUGUCUCUAUUUAUUUCUUAUCUAAAUGUGGUAUAACGAACUGAAGUUACUGCAUGGCGUUAUUAUAUUGCGGCUGAGUGUUUAUCAUUGUUCCAGUUGUGCAAUAAAAAAUUAACUCUUCAAGAAAAUGUGUUGGAUGAAAGUUUGAUCGCGAUCAUCCAACAUUUACAGCUUCAUCCAACACAUUUUUCUUGUUGGAUGCGCUUGACCACUUUUUCAUCCAACAUUACGCGUCAAUGAUGUCAUCCUAUUGCAAUCAAAUGCACUUCGAAUGUUAAAGCGUUCGAAUUUCGAAUAUUGUGAAAAAUAAAGACUGUAUUUAUUACGCUAUCACAGUACAGAAAUGCAAAAAUCAGACGAUGCCAUGAUGAGCAAAAGUUCAGACAGCGACUUUGUUAAAGGGAAAGAGUUUAAGACACACAAGAACAGUUCGCUACUUCUUUUUGUCCAUUCUCUGGUUUUUCCCCGACAAAGCCUCUCGUCGUCAAAAUCUAAUAGUUCUGAUAGAACAGCAGGGAAGAUCAUCUGCAUGCCCUUCGCCAUCUUGAAUUUUUCUCGAAAGAAAGAAUGAAUGGAAAUGUUUUGUUUUUAUAGAAAGAGAGAAUGAAUAGAUAUAAAUGUUUAAUGAAAUGUUGGAUAAUCGUUUGGCCGGCGCAAAAUUUUAAUCCAACAUCAAUCCAACAUUCAUCCAACUUUCUGUUGUUUUCAAAACUCACACUCGCUUAUCUAACUUCUUCAGAUUUAAAGACCUGUUGUCCAAAGAAUUAAAGUCAGGCGUCAUUUACAAAUAUAAGUGCAGUGGCUGCAACGCCACUUAUAUAGGUGAGACGUCGCGUCAUCUUAAGGUUCGGGCAAGCGAGCAACUCGAAGUGUCUCCCUUAACAGGUAAGAAAUCAACCUCAUCUAAUUGCACGGCAAUUAAAGAUCAUCUUGAAGCGUGUCACACCACAUCAUCUCUUGACGAUUUUAGUAUACUCUCUAGGGGUAACAACCGGUAUUUGCUAGAGAUUAAAGAGAGUUUGUUCAUAAUGCGGAAUAGUCCCCAGUUGAAUAACAACAUUAGAUCUGCUCCAUUGUAUUUAUACAAUUAGUAUUUAAUCUGUAACUAUGGUUGCUGUUAAACUUGUAUAUAUUAAGGAGAACAUUGUACGUUUUUUGAUUGCUUGAAAAAGGGUGUGUGAACAUC
Molecule: messenger RNA, 3027 nt
Organism: Hydractinia symbiolongicarpus
Lineage: Eukaryota; Metazoa; Cnidaria; Hydrozoa; Anthoathecata; Hydractiniidae
Product: deoxyribonuclease-1-like
Exons: 8
Coding region: 127-1422 (431 amino acids)
Biological process (GO): DNA catabolic process
Cellular component (GO): nucleus
Molecular function (GO): DNA nuclease activity
Source: RefSeq, a predicted model, not a curated record